This is a messenger RNA of Schistocerca nitens (vagrant locust), 1019 nucleotides long. Its product is annotated as tetraspanin-6-like. Gene Ontology annotation, cellular component: membrane. The transcript has 5 exons. The record is from RefSeq and is a predicted model, not a curated record. Bases 4 to 747 code for a protein of 247 amino acids. NCBI's taxonomy places the organism in Eukaryota, Metazoa, Arthropoda, Insecta, Orthoptera, Acrididae.
GAUAUGAUUCGCACGGCACGCAUCGCUGGCGUGCUGCAGACCAUAAUAUGUUGCAUCCAUAUGCUGGUGUGCGUGUCGGUGAUGGCGGUGGCGGUGGGCCUGCACCGCAGCCUGGAACACUACCGCGCUGCCCUCUACCCCUACUCGACGCUUAUUCCCGUCGUGGCGACGGUUGCCGCCGGAUUGGACAUGCUGGCCGCCACCGCUGCACACAUCACGCUGCUGCGACGUCGCCCCAUGCCGCUCUGCUAUGUAAGCCUAAUUGUGGCUGCACUUUUCACAAUAAAGAGUGUAGUUUUCGUUAUGGGCUUUGCAUAUCAGUCCUACUUCUACAACUAUGCAGAGAUAUACUUUGAUCAUCUAGCAUUGACGUAUUUGGAAAAUCCUCAGCCAGUUGAUGAUAUACAAAUCAAUCUGGACUGCUGUGGUAAAAUUGAUGCAGGUGACUGGUUCAACAUCACUGGAUUUAUUCCAGCAUCAUGUUGUCCAAAAAGGAAUCCUGGAAUAACAGAAAGUCGCUGCAGAAUACCUGAAGACUUUUUCACUGUAACUCCAUAUGGAUGCCUGAGCAGACUCGAGGCAUUGCUGGAGCAUGAAAUUAUUUCAGUUCUUCUGAUACUGAUGCUUGGUGUUCAGAUAACACAGGCGCUGCUCUUCUGCACAGCCUGCAUUGGAAGUGCAAGCUUACGAAUGCAAGAAAAACAGAACAAUACAGUAACUGCUUCAGGAACCACCAAUGAGAGAUGAAGUGAAAUGUAUACAUGGCAACUAUUGUGAAUGACUUUGAAUCUCUACAAUGUUUGGAAAGUGUUGAAACAGCAACCUGAUUAUAUAAAUGAAUAAGGUUGUCACUCAUAAUUGGCAAAAUGUGUCCAGAUGUAACUAAUCUUAAUACUGAAACAAGGACAUAAGAAAAUAAGUUUUACAUCACAUAGAGCUCUGUAUUCUAAAUAAGAACACAGGAUAACACAAACAGACCAGUAAAGAGGAACUGUAAUGUCAUGGUUCAAAAUGGUUCA